CUUUUAUACAACUAGAAACCAUUUUUCUGUGUGUAAAAGGGGAGGAAACAAACAAGUACUCUGCAAUGGCUCUUUCCUCUACUUUUUCUUCCAAUUUGAGCUUGGGACUCAAAUCUCAGCUUACCCAAUCCCAAUCCCAAUCCCAGUCUCAGUCCCACACUUUUCAGCUUUGCUGUAAAACACUGCCAUUAAUGCGCAGAACAAAGGCUAACAUGUUUAACCCUAUCGUUAAUCAGGCCUUAACUACAACUGAAGUUCCACAGCGCCGCAUUGGAAAACAUCAUCCCAAUUUGUGGGCCGACGAGUUUAUACAGUCUCUUCCAAACCAUCCUUAUCAGGCUCCUCACUAUGCUGAGCGUUGUGGGAAACUUAUUAGCGAGAUCAAACACAGAUUCAACGCAGCUGCUGGUGGUGAGAACAUUGUUUCCAAACUUCUUUCCCUGGUCGAUGAUAUCGAACGCCUUGGAAUAGAUCGACAUUUUCAAGAGGAAAUAAAAGAAGCCCUUCAAUUGGUUCACAGGAAUUGGAAUGACUGCCAAAGAGAUCUAAACACCACGGCCUUGGGCUUCCGGAUUCUUAGGCUCCAUAGAUACUCUGUUUCUCCAGGAAUGUUGGGACCCUUUAGAACAGCAAAUGGGCAGUUCUUUUGCUCCACCGCCCAGACAGAGGAGGGGAAAAUCAAAGGUAUUCUAAAUUUGUACCGAGCUUCAUAUAUUGCAUUUCCUGGGGAGAAAAUUUUGGAUGAGGCUCAGGAAUUCUCUACAACAUAUUUAAGAGAAGCUCUGCAGAAGACAGGGAUCAGCUCCAACCUUUUACAUGAGGUAUCAGUCAAUCUGAGGUAUGAUUGGUACGCAUUUCUGCCCAGAUUGGAAGCAAGGAAAUAUAUUGAAAUCUAUGGGGAAAACAGUUCAUGGGCCAGGACGGAGGAUAAUGAGAAGCUUUUAUCUCUUGCAAAAAUGGAUUUCAACAUGGUCCAGUCAUUGUAUCAGCAAGAGCUUAAAGAUUUUUCAAGAUGGUGGAGAGAAUCUGGUUUGCCUAAUGUAGAUUUUGCUCGCCAUCGUCAUGUAGAAUUUUUCUUUAUGGCAUGUGCAAUUUGUGAGGAUGAGAAGUAUUCUGCAUUCAGAUCAAGCCUUGCAAAGUCUUGUGUACUUGCAACAUAUUUAGAUGACACAUAUGACACAUAUGGAACAGUUGAUGAACUGAAACUCCUCACAGAAGCAAUUAAGAAGUGGGAUCCAACAUCUAUAGACCAGCUCCCUGAUUAUAUGAAAAUUAUAUACAUGGUAUUGUAUAAUGGAGUCAAUGAAAUGGAUCGAGAAGCUCAAAAGUUUCAAGGCCGAGACACUCUCUCACAUGCUAAAGAUGCUUGGGAAACGUAUAUAGAUGCUAUGCUACAAGAAGCUGUGUGGAAUGCUACAAAACACAUACCGACUUUGGUAGAGCACAUAGAGAAUGGACAUGUUAGUUCAGGGAAACGUCCAACAACAUUGCAAGCUAUAUUAACAGUAGAUGGGAUUGUUUCAGAAAAUAUCUUUCAUAAAAUUGAUUAUCCAUCAAGGUUUGAUUAUCUUGGAGGCUUUAGUCUUCGAGUAAGAGGUGACAUCAAAUCCUUUAAGGGUGAGGUAGAUCGAGGAGAAACAAAUUCAUCCAUAGUGUCCUAUAUGAAAGAUAAUCCAGGAUCCACUGAAGAAGAUGCCUUGAACUAUCUUCAAAAUUUAUUGGAUGAAAGACACAAAGAAUUAAAUUGGGAGCUUCUAAAAAUUGAUGGCGUUCCAACUUGUACCAAGGAUUAUUCUUAUGAUGUUGCAAGGGGUUACCUACAUUUCUAUAAUGAGAGAGAUGGUUUCAGUUUUGCAUAUCAAGAAAUACAAGACCAUGUAAAUCAAAUCCUCAUUGAACCUGUAACUAUGUAACUCCUCAAUGUAGUCAACAAAUAUCUACAAUCGCAUAAGUCUCUUUUUUGUUCACUAAGAGACAUUUAGAAUUAUCAAUGAUAUAUAAAUUGUUGAUCCUUUCUAA
This is a messenger RNA of Cryptomeria japonica (Japanese cedar), 2019 nucleotides long. RefSeq names its product (E,E)-alpha-farnesene synthase. The transcript is spliced from 10 exons. Gene Ontology annotation, molecular function: terpene synthase activity; magnesium ion binding. The record is from RefSeq and is a predicted model, not a curated record. Gene Ontology annotation, biological process: diterpenoid biosynthetic process. The coding region runs from base 66 to 1913 and encodes 615 amino acids. NCBI's taxonomy places the organism in Eukaryota, Viridiplantae, Streptophyta, Pinopsida, Cupressales, Cupressaceae.